AAAUACUGACCUCAUAUUUCCUCUCUGCCGUCUGUCCUCAGCGCUGCGACUGUGCCAUGCUCAAGCUGCAACAUUAGCACUCUUUACUUCCCCCCGUCUUCAUCACCCUGUGGGGAGAGACCCCUCAUUGCUUCCGCGAUCUCCGUCGCCUUUUUGUUUUCAACGCGUCUGCAGCGGAAUCCCUCAGUUUUGAGGACAUGCCUAACAUCGUGCUUUUCAGCGGGAGCUCCCAUCAUGACCUGUCCCAGAAAGUGGCUGAUCGGCUCGGACUGGAGCUCGGGAAGGUGAUCACCAAGAAGUUUAGUAACCAGGAGACGUGCGUGGAAAUCGGGGAAAGCGUGCGCGGCGAGGACGUGUACAUCAUCCAAAGCGGCUGCGGCGAAAUCAACGACAACCUGAUGGAGCUUCUCAUCAUGAUCAACGCCUGCAAGAUCGCCUCGUCGUCCCGCGUCACCGCCGUCAUCCCCUGCUUCCCGUACGCCCGGCAGGACAAGAAGGACAAGAGUCGAGCGCCCAUAUCGGCCAAGCUGGUCGCCAACAUGCUGUCGGUGGCCGGCGCUGACCACAUCAUCACCAUGGACCUCCACGCCUCACAGAUCCAGGGAUUCUUUGACAUCGCCGUGGACAACCUGUAUGCAGAGCCCGCCGUCCUGCAGUGGAUCAAAGAAAACAUUCCUGAGUGGAAGAAUUGCAUCAUCGUGUCUCCAGAUGCCGGCGGAGCAAAGCGCGUGACGUCCAUCGCCGACCGCCUCAACGUGGACUUCGCCCUCAUCCACAAAGAGAGGAAGAAGGCCAACGAAGUGGACCGCAUGGUUCUGGUUGGGGACGUCAAGGACCGCGUGGCCAUCCUGGUGGACGACAUGGCCGACACGUGUGGCACCAUUUGCCACGCCGCCGACAAGUUGAUCGACGCCGGCGCCACCAAGGUCUACGCCAUCCUCACGCACGGCAUCUUCUCUGGCCCGGCCAUCUCCCGCAUCAACAGCGCGCCGUUCGAGGCCGUGGUGGUGACCAACACCAUCCCACAGGAGGAGAAGAUGAAGGCGUGCCCAAAGAUACAGGUCAUCGACAUCUCCAUGAUCCUGGCCGAGGCGAUCAGGAGGACCCACAACGGCGAAUCGGUUUCGUAUCUCUUCAGCCACGUGCCUCUGUGAGGAAGAACCACCCCGCCCUCCUCCUCAUCCUCCUCAUCCUCCUGCGUUUCUCCUCCCACGAGGCCUCUCUGGCCGGCACUUUCUGGCCGAACGGCCUCGCUCGUGUGACUCCCAAAACGGUCACACACACGCCCACACACACACACAUCGUCAGUGACAUUUCCACCCAGCAGACAAGACCAAGUUUGUAUUUAUGAUUUCCCUGUUAGUUCUAAGUUUCACUUCAACCAAGUGGUCCAUCUUAUUUCUUUUUUUUUCUUUCUUUUUUUAAAUUUCUUGUUGAAUCCAGUUUCAGUCGUGCAUUCCUCACUGGCAUGCGACGCAAACAUUUAAAAGCGUCUCCUUCUAACCUUUUUAACUCGCUAACAGUCUGACUUGAUUAGGGAUUCAUAUUCUGCCAUCAGUUUUUUUUUUUAAUCCUUUUUUACGAGCCACAACAAAUGCAAGCUGCUGUCAUGACGUUAGCAUGACGUCUCUGAUCUAAUCCUUCUGAUUGUAUUAAAAUGCUCUCCUAACUAACGCGAGGUGCGGCAGGCGCUUCGCCUGCUCUCUCAAAUAAAGGUCAUGAGAAGCGAUGAAGCCCAAAGCUUUGUUUUUUUUGUUUUGUUUUGUUUUGUUGUUUGUUUUUUCUUUUAAAUAGUGUUUAAGAAUCCGGGACUUAUUUGCUGUAAAUCGCCGUCGCUGCCACAGUAACGGGUCACUUCUGGUGAGUAAAGGCAGGUUUCACAGUGUGCCUGAAAGCGGCUUGAAAGGUGAUUUUUAAAAGAAAGAAAUGUGCUGAUUUUUUUUAUUUUAUUUUAUUUUUUAUGUACCACAGGAAAAGCUGUUUCUUUUAAUAAUAAAGUUCUGAAAAUUGCAAACUGA
Xiphophorus hellerii (green swordtail) is the source of this 2018-nucleotide messenger RNA. Its product is annotated as ribose-phosphate pyrophosphokinase 2. Gene Ontology annotation, cellular component: ribose phosphate diphosphokinase complex; cytoplasm. Lineage: Eukaryota; Metazoa; Chordata; Actinopteri; Cyprinodontiformes; Poeciliidae. Bases 198 to 1154 code for a protein of 318 amino acids. The transcript is spliced from 7 exons. Gene Ontology annotation, molecular function: ribose phosphate diphosphokinase activity; ATP binding; magnesium ion binding. Gene Ontology annotation, biological process: purine nucleotide biosynthetic process; 5-phosphoribose 1-diphosphate biosynthetic process. The record is from RefSeq and is a predicted model, not a curated record.